AUGGGAAAAAUUGCGGGAGAGGUAAAAAACAAACCUCAAGGGACAUUGUCUAGCUCAACUGAGCUUCAAUGCAAUCCAGGGAAUACAGGGAAAGAACACUGCCAAGCAGUCACCCUAAGAAGUGGAAAGGCGACGGUAGAAGUGAGGAAGGAGCCUAGCAAGACCGAUUCAAAGGAGCAACCUGCGAUUGAAUCAAAGAAACUGUUGUCGCAAACUGAGUCAAGGACGUCCGAGACUAUGGAACCUGAAGAUGCGAUCACCUUUAAGCCUCCAGACCAUGGAACAGUGAAAGUACAACUACCUUCAUUUCCUCAAAGACUGAAAAAUAAACAAAACGAUGAAGGUCAGUAUCAUCGCUUCCUGGAAAUACUGAAACAACUACACAUCAAUAUUCCAUUUGUUGAAGCGAUAGAGCAGAUGCUAAUGUAUACCAAUUUCUUGAAGGAUAUUGUUUCGAAGAAGAGAAGCACGGGAAAAUUCGCCACAAUGGCAUUAACACAAGAAUCAAAUACUAUAAUCUCACCAAAGAUGCGCGACCCAGGCAGUUUCACAAUACCCUGCUCAAUAGGAGGGACCUACAUUGGUCAAGCAUAUUAUGAUCUUGGGACAAGCAUAAACUUAAUACCCCUUUCAAUCUUCAAACACUUGAAUGUAGGACAGCUAACACCCACAACGGUGACUUUUCAACUUGCUGAUAGGUCCCUGGUACACCCUGAAGGAAAAUUAAAGGAUGUCUUGGUAACAAUAGACAAAUUCAUUCUACCUGCAGACUUCAUUAUCCUAGACUAUGAGGCGGAUAAAGAUGUUCCAAUCUAUUGGGAUGACCAUUCUUGUCUACUCGUCGUGUUUGAAUAG
Messenger RNA from Benincasa hispida (wax gourd), 855 nucleotides. The record is from RefSeq and is a predicted model, not a curated record. NCBI's taxonomy places the organism in Eukaryota, Viridiplantae, Streptophyta, Magnoliopsida, Cucurbitales, Cucurbitaceae.